Dovyalis caffra is the source of this 906-nucleotide messenger RNA. The record is from the annotation of a GenBank genome assembly. Lineage: Eukaryota; Viridiplantae; Streptophyta; Magnoliopsida; Malpighiales; Salicaceae.
AUGGGUGAAAAAAAUGAUGGUUUGGGCUUGAGUUUGAGCUUGGGAUAUGCUUCACAACAAAAUCAUCAACAGCAGCCAUCUAUGAAGCUAAAUCUCAUGCCUUUGCCUUUGCAAAACAAUCAUAAAAGAACUCCCUGGACUGACCUCUUUCAAUCAUCUGAUAGAACAUGCGAUACGAGGUUGUUUCAACGAGGAAUCGACAUGAAUAGGUUACCAGCUGCAGUGGCAGAUUGUGAUGAUGAAACUGGGGUUUCUUCACCAAACAGUACGCUAUCAAGCUUAAGUGGUAAAAGAAGCGAAAGAGAACAGAUUGGAGAAGAAACAGAAGCAGAGAGGGCCUCUUGCUCUCGCGACAGUGAUGAUGAAGAUGGUGCUGGUGGUGAUGCUUCUAGGAAGAAGCUGAGACUCUCAAAGGAACAGUCUUUACUGCUUGAAGAGACUUUCAAGGAACAUAGUACUCUUAAUCCUAAGGAAAAGCUAGCUUUGGCAAAGCAGUUGAAUCUCAGGCCUAGACAAGUGGAGGUGUGGUUUCAGAACAGAAGGGCAAGGACUAAGUUGAAGCAAACUGAAGUCGACUGCGAAUACCUAAAGAGGUGCUGUGAAAAUCUAACUGAGGAGAACAGGAGGUUACAGAAGGAGGUGCAAGAGCUUAGAGCAUUGAAACUUUCCCCACAACUCUACAUGCACAUGAACCCUCCCACCACUCUCACCAUGUGCCCCUCAUGCGAGCGCGUUGCUGUCUCAUCGGCAUCAUCAUCAUCAUCUUCUGCCGCUGCCAUGUCCUCUGCUCUUGCUCUUGCUCCAAUAGCCUCAACCCGCCAACCACAACGACAGGUGCCCAUUAACCCUUGGGCAGCAAUGCCUAUCCACCAUCGAAAUUUUGAUACUCCUGCUUCUAGGUCAUGA